ACAAUGCUGUUGGUUUCACUAUGUGAGUCACAAGAUUUUCCAGACCGCAGGGGACUGGCCGGGUCCCCCGGGGCUCAAGAAAUUCCAAGACCCACUCCCUUUCUUAUGGCUGAUCUGUGGAGGCAGCAGCCUCCGGCCCAGGGCAGACGUCACCAUGGCCUUCCUGAUACACCUGCUGGUCUGUACCUUCGGGAUGGGCUCCUGGGUGGCCAUCAACGGGCUCUGGGUAGAGCUGCCCCUGCUGGUAACGGAGCUGCCCGAGGGCUGGUACCUGCCUUCCUACCUCACAGUAAUCAUCCAGCUGGCCAACAUCGGCCCCCUGCUGGUCACCCUACUCCAUCACUUCCAACCCAGCUGCCUUUCUGAGGUGCCUGUCAUCUUCACUGUGCUGGGGGUGGGCACCAUCGCCUGCACCCUCUUCGCCUUCCUCUGGAAUGUCACCUCGUGGGUGCUGGGCAGCUACCACAGCAUCGCCUUCCUGGUCCUCACCUUCUUCCUGGCCCUGGUGGACUGUACCUCCUCCGUCACCUUCCUGCCCUUCAUGAGCAAGCUGCCCACCCACUACCUCACCACCUUCUUUGUGGGUGAAGGACUCAGCGGCCUCCUGCCUGCCCUGGUGGCUCUUGCCCAGGGCUCGGGUCUCACCACCUGUGUCAACAUCACUGAGACAUCAGACACCACCCCGAUCCCUGAGACCACCAGGAACAUGGACAGCCCACAGGGAGCUAGCAGCCCUUUGGUGUCUGAGCUCGCUAGGACGGCACCCUCCGUGGUCCAUCUGGAAAGCCACUACCUCCCCGCCAACUUCUCACCCUUGGCCUUCUUCCUCCUGCUCUCCUUCAUGAUGGCCUGCUGCCUCAUUGCUUUCUUUUUCCUCCAGCGUCAACCCAGGCGCUGGGAAGCUUCCAUAGAAGACCUCCUCACCUCUCAAGUCACCCUCCACUCCAUCCGGCCGCAGGAAGGGAAGGACCUGGGCCCCCCAGGCCCGGAGGACAGCGGCAAGGGCCAGGAGCCUCUGGAGGAGAAGACAGCCCCCCAGCACCUGGCCCACCUGACCUUCAUCUACAUCCUGGUGGCCUUUGUGAACGCGCUCACCAACGGCGUGCUACCCUCCGUGCAGACCUACUCCUGCCUGUCCUAUGGGCCUGUGGCCUACCACCUGUCUGCCACCCUCAGCUCCAUGGCCAACCCUCUCGCCUGCUUCCUCUCCAUGUUUCUGCCUAACAGGUCUCUGCCAUUCCUGGGGGUCCUUACGGUGCUCGGGACCGGCUUUGGGGCCUACAACAUGGCCAUGGCCGUGAUGAGCCCCUGCCCCCUCAUGCAGGGCCACUGGGGUGGAGAAGUCCUCAUCGUGGCUUCGUGGGUGCUGUUCAUUGGCUGUCUGAGCUAUGUCAAGGUGAUGCUGGGCUUGAUCCUGCGUGACCGUAGCCGCAGCGCCCUCUUGUGGUGCGGGGCGGCGGUGCAGCUGGGCUCGCUCCUCGGAGCGCUUAUCAUGUUCCCACUGGUCAACGUGCUGAGGCUCUUCUCAUCCGCUGAUUUCUGCAGCCUGCAGUGCUCCACCUAGGCCAACUGAAGUGGCGUGGUCCAUCAUAAGGCUCCGCCCCCAUGACUAACAUCUGGAAACUGGGACCCCCUCGAGGCAAGGCGUGUGCCCAAGGUCACAGAGCCAGUGGUAGGGAGCUAGGAGGCAGAGCUUUUAACUGAUUUGCAGCACCCAGCUGGCGGAUGUUAGAAGCGGAACAGCUGGGAGGUUGAGCUGCCCAUUAUAAGCUAUGUGACCUUGGGGAAGUCACUUGAUUGCUCUAGCCCUCUGUUUCUUCAUCCAUAAAAUGGGGAUUAUAAUAAAUAACACCUACUUCAUAGGUUUGGCACAGGGGUAAAAUGCAGAAGCACCCAGCACAUCCUGAUCUGACGCCCAACAGUAAUAACAGGAGUGACAAUCUACAAAGCCUAGAAGUGGCCAGAGGCGUUGAGAAAUGACCCCUUCCCCAUAUCCUUUUUCCCCCAUCGUCUCAGAGAAGCUUCUAGAAGACAGAUGGCUAACGGUGGAAUCUCAAGCACCUUGGCUUCCCACUUCCCAGUAUGGAGGAACACUGCACCCCAUGCACCCCUUCCUGUCACCCCUGCUGACCCAGGAAGGCCCAUUCCUUGGAGAUUAAGUGACCUCCUAAGAGACAGAGAGAGGAUUGGGGCGGAGGGGCCACAGCAAGACUCUGAACGUGAGUCCCCCGACCCCAUUCACCGGCCGACACUGAACUGGGAGGCAGUCCUCUGAACUAGGGGGAGGAGGAGAGUGGGGAAGAGUAUGUUAGCUACCUGAUAGUUUUUUGGUUUUACUUUUUGUUUUUUUUUUUUUGUUUGUUUGUUUGUUUGUUUUUUGUGGUAUGUGGGCCUCCCUCUGUUGUGGCCUCUCCCGUUGCGGAGCACAGGCUCCGGACGCGCAGGCUCAGCAGCCAUGGCUCACGGGCCCAGCCGCUCCGCGGCAUGUGGGAUCCUCCCAGACCGGGGCGCGAACCCGGUUCCCCUGCGUCGGCAGGCGGACGCGCAACCACUGCGCCACCAGGGAAGCCCCUACUUUUUGUUUUUUUUAAAUAAAGACAUUCCCUGCUUUUACACUAAGGUCAGCCUUCCAAGAAAAAGUCCAGCAUGAACACCAAAAAAAAAGUUUCAAUAUAAUCAGCUUUCAGUUGGUUCUAAGGUCAAGGCUGAGCUCAGAAAUAAACAGAAUCAAGGGCUUAGAGAAUGUCUGGUCCUGGGACUUCUUUUCUUUAGAGGUUUGUUUUGUUUGCUUGCCACCACCCUUCCUUUUUAAUUUUGAAUAGAUAAUAUAGUCACAUGUUUCAAAAAUCAGAAAAUAUAAAAUGAUGUUCAGCAAAAAAAUUCCAUCCCUGUCCACUCCCCCUUCUGCCCAGUUCCCCUUAACACAUACAUGAGCACUUUUAUUUGUUCCCUGUUUACUCUUCCAGAGAUUAUGCAAAUGUAAGCAAAUUCAAACAUAGAGCCUUUUUACAUAAAAAGUAGUAAACUGCUGUGUACUUUGCACUUUCAAGCAGCAGUGAAAAUGUGGAGAGCCUUCUUGUUCUUUGUCGUGACUGCAUAGUAUUCCACUGUGUGGAGGUGCCAGAUUUGUUCAACCAGCCCUCUGCAGAAAGACAUUUAAAGGUGUUGGAGACAAAAUUAAACACUAAAUCUCCCACCAACCCCAAAAACCUCUCCACAAAAGUAGAAAAGAAAGAAAAUACUUUUACUAUUGAAUAUAUGUUCAACCUGAUUGUGGUGCACAUCAGACAGUCUGCUAAAGAGAUUGCACAGGCAGAAAGAAACUCUACCCUUCUAUAUAGUCCAGCAGACACAACCUAUUACAUCCAGGUUCUCAAAUGAUAACCUAAAGUAAGAGAAGUAGAUAACACCGUUUGUCAUCCUGAACUCAGCUAGUGAUUGGGGUGGCUCUCCGUGUUAGCUAAUUGUCCUUAACCACAGGAAAGAAGAACUCAUAUCUUUAUGAAAGGAGGUGGCUUUGCAACUUGGAGCCAAACCCUGAGUUAAGCUCCUACACUCCGGAGACUGGGUGAUAGGGGUGUGGCUUCCUGAUACUUACAUUGCAAACAGAGGGUUCCCUUGUGUGGUAAAACUGGCAAGAGGCUCAUUCAGCUUUUUUUAAAGCCUCGCAUACAUGCAAAAAGGAGCAGAGAAAGAAUUUAUGUUUUCUAAAGUAAAUGCUCAAGAAAAAGGAGUGGGGAUGUCUCUUUCCCUUUUUGGCACCAGAAAGAAAGAUUUUUAUUUGUAUUUGCCCUUACAAGGGCAUUUGGGUUGUUUCCAGUCGUUCUCUCCCAGAAAAGAUAUUGGAGUAGGUAAUGAGCAAGAAGACCUUCUCUCUGUACUGACGUGGGAAGAUGCUCCAAGAUUAAUUACACACAUGGGAAGCAGAUGCAGAAGAACGUGUAGAGUGCGGUGCUAGCCAUGCUAAUACACUCUGUCAAGCACUAGGUGGGAGGAGGGCGGGUGACUUGCUGUUUGGAAGAGGCACCUCCAUCUGACAGCCCUCUCUAUGGUUUUGCUUUCGCCCUCCUCCUUGGAAGUGUUUGGUGGGAGGAGGGCGGGUGACUUGCUGUUUGGAAGAGGCACCUCCAUCUGACAGCCCUCUCUAUGGUUUUGCUUUCGCCCUCCUCCUUGGAAGUGUUUGUGACCUUGACAACCUUUUAGUUACCAUGCACAAGUCCGCUGUCCUCCAUCUCCUCCUCUGUACAAUGGAGACAAUA
Molecule: messenger RNA, 4259 nt
Organism: Physeter macrocephalus (sperm whale)
Lineage: Eukaryota; Metazoa; Chordata; Mammalia; Artiodactyla; Physeteridae
Gene: SLC52A3
Product: solute carrier family 52 member 3
Exons: 5
Coding region: 155-1564 (469 amino acids)
Biological process (GO): riboflavin transport
Cellular component (GO): plasma membrane
Molecular function (GO): riboflavin transmembrane transporter activity
Source: RefSeq, a predicted model, not a curated record